Messenger RNA from Kwoniella shivajii, 2397 nucleotides. RefSeq lists its product as uncharacterized. Gene Ontology annotation, biological process: regulation of DNA-templated transcription. The coding region runs from base 1 to 2397 and encodes 798 amino acids. NCBI's taxonomy places the organism in Eukaryota, Fungi, Basidiomycota, Tremellomycetes, Tremellales, Cryptococcaceae. Gene Ontology annotation, cellular component: nucleus. Gene Ontology annotation, molecular function: DNA-binding transcription factor activity, RNA polymerase II-specific; transcription cis-regulatory region binding; zinc ion binding. The record is from RefSeq and is a predicted model, not a curated record. The transcript is spliced from 9 exons.
AUGAAUGAUCCCGGUGUAAGACUAUCCAGGGCAUGCCAAGCUUGUCGUACGGCCAAAGUCCGAUGUCGGGAGACGGAAAUCGAAGGGGAGUCUCUCUGCUUGAGAUGCAAGGAAGCGGGCUUGCACUGCAACAGAGUUCCAACCAGGAGAGGCCGAAUGAAAGGAAGCAAGAAUCGAAAAACCCUUGAGAGACUUCAAGGCGUUAGGCGUGACCCAGAUGAAUCGCAGCUGCAUCGCGGGCAAUCGAUGACGCCCACCCGACGCACCCCUAAUCCUACCUCGUCCACAUCAGAUGCUGGAGUUCGAGAACGCAACAAUAGAUCACUUAGUCCUCUGGAUCUGAUAUGGACUCGGUCACAAAGCCCGAGCUCUUCCACAAAUCCCCAUCGAUCUCACCUUCCGCCUAUGCCGUCAUCUCGCCAUCAGCCCAACUCAGCAUCCAACGCUACGUCUUCGUCCCGCCGUCCCGCACUUGACGAGCUUCAACAGUCCUUCCCGACGUCUCGGUCCGAUCAGAUAGCUAUCCCGACUCAUAUAGCCAGUCCUGGUGCCAUUGAAGGGGACCUGCAAAACCCUUUGCUUUGGUUAGCAGAAUGCGCCCGUCAAGGGUGGGAUUCUCAAAGUGUCUCAGCUCCAUUGGGGUUUCCCCCUCCAAGAGCAGUCUUGCCAAGCGAAGACCUGAGAUUAUGGAAUCAGUGGGGAAACAAGGAGCUUUUCAGAGCAUUGCACGAUCAACAGACGUUCUUUCAACAUGGGCUGUAUGGGACUAAAAGAGAUAUCAGUCAGGGACUGGAUCCUGUACAAAAGGGAAUGAUUGGAGAGGAUGAGGUCUCAGAGCUGUUUGACAGUUAUUUCCGCUAUUGUCAUCUGCAGAAGCCCAUACUCGAUACAUCGUUACAUACGCCAAGUUACGUCCGUUCUCGCUCGGCAUACCUCUUUACGGUAAUUCUCAUGGUUGGCGCGAUAGCCUUGGCCACGUUGCCAGUCUCAUCGCCAAAGCAAUGUCAGAGGGCAAAUCAUUUACACGCCCAUGCAGAAAAAUUGCAGUCAGUAUUAUGUGCAACUGCUGCAAAAUCGACAGAGAUUGUACAAGCAGAAAUGCUUUUUAUCGAAUGGUGUCUUCGCAAGAAUCGAUUGGUUGAUGACCAGCGAUGGGCACGCAUGGGUUGGGCUAGUCGCUUGACAGCAUCAAUUGGUUUACAACAUGCCGAUUCGAGAUCAUCGGAAGAUCUGGCGAACGAUGAAUUGGCGAAGAACGACUUUAGGCUGAGAGUUGCUCUUAUACUGUUUGAGAGCAGGUGGGAGGCUAUUGCUGAUAGGAAGUCCGUCUCACCUGAUGUAUCGGAAUUAUCUAAAGCGGAGCUAGAGAGGUUAGGUCGAUGUGGGCCGUUCGAUCCCGAGGCUGUUUUCGCCGCAGAUUAUGCUUUGUAUCAAUUUGAAGUGGACUCAAAGGAACGACUCUCGCGGUUAUCGAAAGAUUCCUCAAUGGGCUUCGAAGCCGAGAAGAUUUGGAUCUCCACUUUUCUCACAGCUUGGGAAGACCGCUGGUUAUCGCCUCAUUCCGAUUCGCUCACACGAUGGCAGUAUCGUUACGUCUCGCUUCGAUCACGGCUAGUUGGUCUCCUUCGGAUCUCCAAGGCUCAAUUCCCUCGCGACAAAUGGACGCCGAACACGCGUCACGAACUUUUGGGACUAGCUGUCCAGAUGCUUGAAGGGGCAUUGUGCCAUGAGAGAGCUUUGCAUAUGAUUGGCAGAACAUCGGCUCUUGUCUUCGCAGCUACUAUAAUACUUCAGCUAACGGAUCCAGAAGCCGGGAGUAGGGAUCUCAUUCUAAGGGUCGCUUUGAGGCUGGCAGGGGACCCCAAUCAGGAUCUGAUGACUUAUGAGAAACAUAAUGGGUUUCAAUUGAUAAACAUGUUAUGUCUCAGCUCGAUAGCCAGGCGCACUGGAUACUCCACAGUGGUAUCAACUGCAAAUCAACCCCCGAGCACAUUUGUGAACCCUCAAACAUCCAAUGUCCUGCCGAACAUAGCAGAGUCAUCUUCGACUCCACAAACAGACCCCUCCUCCACGACGGCUGCAGCUGCUGUAAGCGCCAACUCCUUUGCUUGGGCGGACUUCGAGCAAUUUCUUGGCAAUUCCAGAAUCGAGUUUCCUUACUUUCCCACAUCCACUUCAUUGCCAGGUAAUCCUAAUUUUCUGGGGGGUGGCGCCAACUCAGUUUUGAACUUUGGGUCCGCAGCAAUGUUCACACCCAACCGCUCAAGCCAAGAUGGGGCAAUGAAUGGUUCCGACGUUCAACUUGGAGUUGAUGAAGCUUUCGGAUAUCCGUUUUUCAACGCCGAUGGGACCAGGGGGGAUUACAUGGAAUACACAAGCUCAGCUGUGGACAGUUAG